GCCACGGGCGUGCUGGGUGUUGUCAUGGUGCUGGUGCUGGUGAUUCUCAUCCCGGUGAUGGUCAGCGCGGCAGGAUCCGACGCGCGCUACGAGAUGCUCGACGCGUGCCGCAUGGUGUGCGAUCCGUACGGAGCCAAGUCUCCAUCACCAGAACCGGCGGACAACCGCUUAGUUCAGUCCCCACCAACUUUCAUCCGCGGUCCGAAAGCAGAGCCAGGGCGCUCAGGAAGGAUCGGUCCGAGGGGUCCGCCGGGUCCGCCCGGACCUCCAGGUCCCCCGGGGGUCAUAGGAGAACCAGGGCCACCUGGAUUACCCGGUCCGCCCGGAGUCACCGGUGUCAUAAGCGCAGCGACGUACAGCACCGUUCCCAAAAUCGCCUUCUACGCAGGACUCAAGAAGCAACACGAAGGCUACGAGGUGCUGAAGUUUGAUGAUGUGGUCACUAACUUGGGCAACCACUAUGACCCCUCGAGUGGUAAAUUCACCUGCUCCAUCCCGGGGAUCUACUUUUUCGUGUAUCACGUAUUAAUGAGAGGUGGUGACGGGACCAGCAUGUGGGCUGAUCUGUGCAAGAAUAAUCAGGUGCGUGCGAGCGCAAUAGCGCAGGAUGCAGAUCAGAACUACGACUAUGCCAGCAACAGUGUGAUAUUACACCUGGAGCCUGGAGAUGAGAUCUACAUUAAACUAGACGGAGGCAAAGCGCACGGGGGAAACAACAACAAAUACAGCACGUUUUCAGGCUUCAUGGUCUACGCCGAUUAAUGCCUGUGGCAUAGACUGCACUUUCAGAUGUACCUCAUUUUGACGUCACAGCGUAAUCAGAGUGAGGUCAGAAAAAGUUUAACCCUGAAGCUUGUGACAUCUCAUCCACGUCAGAGU
Messenger RNA from Megalobrama amblycephala (Wuchang bream), 879 nucleotides. RefSeq names its product complement component 1, q subcomponent-like 3b (gene c1ql3b). Gene Ontology annotation, molecular function: protein binding. NCBI's taxonomy places the organism in Eukaryota, Metazoa, Chordata, Actinopteri, Cypriniformes, Xenocyprididae. The transcript is spliced from 2 exons. The record is from RefSeq and is a predicted model, not a curated record. Bases 25 to 762 code for a protein of 245 amino acids.